Molecule: messenger RNA, 1701 nt
Organism: Parnassius mnemosyne (clouded apollo)
Lineage: Eukaryota; Metazoa; Arthropoda; Insecta; Lepidoptera; Papilionidae
Source: the annotation of a GenBank genome assembly
AUGUUUGGAUUCAAACGUUCUAUGAUCCAAGCAAUCCUACUUCUAAUAUUUGCCAUUCAGUAUUACACCUUCGGGAGUGUGUUCUUGUGGUAUACCUUCGCUGGAUCACUGACCGUCGUCUUAUUACUAGCGGUGCUCACCUAUGACCAUGAUUAUUGGAUCAGAAGAGGAAUAUUCUCUCCGCCGGCUUGGCCGUUUGUCGGUCACAUAAGGACUGUGGUCGCUUUUAAAGAACAAGGAGGGAUGUGCUUUAAACGAAUCUACGACACGUACAAAAAUGAGAAAUUUUUGGGUUGCCAUCAGUUCUACCAGCGCACUUUGGUGGUGCGCGAUCCGGAACUGAUCAAGAGAAUCUGUGUCAACGAUUUCCAGUACUUCACCGAUAGGGGCUUCUUCUUCGACAAAGAGGUUGACCCCCUGGCCGGCUCCAUCCUGUACCUAAGAGGGAAUGAAUGGAAAAAAUUAAGAGCCAAGAUAUCGCCUAUAUUCUCUCCAAACAAAUUAAGAGGAAUGUUCCCGUUAAUAGAAGACACAGCUAAAGAAUUCGUUCUGCGUGUAAAGAAGCUAGUUACAAAUACCAAAAAUACAACCAAAAACAAUAGUGAUGUAAUCGAUGAUGUUGCGAUAAAUACAAAGGAAAUUGACGAAGCACAUUCAACUGUCGUGGAGUCGGAGAAGUUGGUGGGAGGGUAUACAGCCGAUGCGAUAGUUCCUUGUGCCUUCGGACUCAAGAGCCGUGUCAUGGAUAACCCUAAAGAUCCCUUCGCAGUUGCCCUACAAGCAUUUUAUGAAAUGACCUUAUAUAACAUAUUAGAAAAGACUAUGCGUCAGUUUUGGCCAGCCUUCGUGUUGUUCUUCCGUAUGAGGAACAUCCCAAAGACGACUCACGAUUUUUUCUACAACAUUGUCACCAGCGUACUUCGGGCCAGAGAAAAUGGUGAUCAGGAAAAAAGAGGAGACUUUAUUGAUAUGAUGAUGACCUUGAGGAACGAUGAGAAGAACAACAACUCAUGCAAAGCUGAGUCUGAAAACGACGUUGAAAUAACUGAUAUGGUGAUUUCUGCGAACGCUUUCAUCAUAUUCCUUGGUGGGUUCGAGACCACAUCGUCGACGUUGGCAUUCCUCUGUCUGGAACUUGCUGCUCAUCCCGAAGUCCAGGAGAAGAUGAGGAACGAGAUUGUUGAGGUGUUAGCCAAGACCGAUGGAACUCUCACCUACGAGACGCUUCAAGAGUUGACGUAUAUGGAAAUGGUGAUUCAUGAAACUCUACGGCUAUACCCGCCAUUCCCGAACAUUCAACGCAUGUGCACAAAGGACUACAUAAUACCCGGCACUAAUAUCGUGGUUGAGAAGGGGACAAUAGUGCUUUUUCCGACCCUCGGCAUACAAAGAGACGAGCAGUAUUUUGAAAAUGCGUCAGCCUUCGUACCGGAGCGUUGGGCUGAAGACAAGCCAGUGCCACCUCCUGGAGUCUACAUGCCUUUUGGAGACGGUCCACGGUAUUGUAUUGGUAAACGAUUCGCGAUGAUCCAGAUGAAGUGCUGCCUUGUGAAGUUAUUGCAGCAUGUUAGGAUAAGUCCCGCGCCAUGUGGGAAAACUGGUGCAAACCUCAGGUCCAGAUCGGAGCCCUUCGAGGCGAACCCGCGUUCUCCGCUCACACUGCACCCUGCCGAUUCGCGCGUCAGACUAACAUUAUUAUGA